AUGGAAGGGCCUAAAUACAAGUUACAAAGGAAGGAAAGGUACAGAGUCGAACAAAUGUUACAGAUGCAGCUCAUUCAUUGUUCAUCAGAGGGGUCUGAUAAUCAAUGGCGUACCAGAAGGAGUAUACUAUCAGCUAGAUACAGCAGCACCAGCAGCCAGGCGGAGAAAUCGACAAGUCACAGUAGCAGCAGUCAGGCGUACAGAUGCAGGCAGAUACAUAGAAAAUCCAAAGAAAGAAAAGAUGUUAGUACACUUGAGAGAAGACAAAAAUACUUGGGUUUUAAGGGAAGUAUCUAUACAUGGUGGAAUGGAAGAUCAGAGGAAGAUUGCAUUUUUAAGAGAUUAGACAGAUGCUUGGGUAAUAUGGAGUUCCAACAAACUUUUCCAGGUUUACAGGUGACUCACUUAUCCAAAACAGGGUCUGAUCACAGCCCUAUGUUGUUGAAAUAUGAUAUUGAAUCUCCUCCUAUCAAGAAGUCUUUUAGGUUUCUUAAUUUCUGGACUAAACAUCACACUUUCAAGGAAGUUGUAAAGGAAAAUUGGUCUGCAGAUUUUAGUGCUAGUCCUUUUACCUUAUUUAACUUCAAGUUAAAAAAGCUUAAGAAGGCAUUAUCAACUUGGAGUAGAGCUACUUAUGGGGAUAUAUUCCAAAAGAUUGCAAGUUUGGAGGAAGUUGUUUUGGUCCAUGAGAGACAGUUUGAAUGCAAUCCAAGUCAGAUGAAUAGACAAAGACUUCAGGAAGUUCAAGCAGAAAUGAUCAGAUAUCUUGCUUUAGAAGAGGAAUUCUGGAGGCAAAAAGCAGGCAUGAUGUGGUUUAAAGAUGGAGACAGGAACACUAAAUUCUUCCAUGCUCAAGUUAAUGGAAGGAGGAAAAGGUUGAGAUUGACAAGAAUUCAAAACAGUGAUGGAAAUUGGAUAGAGGAGGAGGAUCUAAUUGCAGAAGAAGCUGUGAAAUUCUACCAAGAUCAGUUCACUGAAGAUGCAGUUCCAACUACUUUUGACAUUCUCAAUCAUGUUCCUAAUAUGGUAGACAGUGAGCAGAAUGAAAAACUAAUGGCUAUACCAACUAAAGAGGAAGUGAAGAAAGCAGUAAUGGGACUAAGUGGUGAUUCAGCUGGGGGCCCUGAUGGAUACACAGGAGCAUUUUACCAAUCUUGUUGGGAUAUAAUUGAAGAUGAUUUG
Molecule: messenger RNA, 1182 nt
Organism: Nicotiana attenuata
Lineage: Eukaryota; Viridiplantae; Streptophyta; Magnoliopsida; Solanales; Solanaceae
Exons: 2
Source: RefSeq, a predicted model, not a curated record